AUGGACCUUGAAAAGAAAGCCGGCGUGGACCCGGAAAAGGAUGAGAGCGGCAGUGCCAUCGUCAACGAUGCCGAUGCUGGCAGCAUCGGCGAGACGGCGCAUGUCAUUGACCAUGUCGCCGAGCGAAAGCUGUGCUUCAAGUUCGACAUUCGGCUCAUGCCCGUGUUAGCCGUCAUGUACCUCUUCAACGCGCUCGACAAGGGUAACCUUGGAAAUGCCGAGACGGCAGGACUCAGCGAUGACCUCAACUUCAAGUCGGGUCAGUACAACCUGAUUGUCAGCAUCUUCUUCGUCCCAUACGUCCUCUUUGCCAUGCCCGUCGCCGUCCUGGGGAAGCGGUUCGGCCCGGCGCGAGUGCUGCCUAUCCUCAUGUUCACCUUCGGAUCAAUGACGCUUCUGUCGGCCGCGGUGCACAACUUUGGCGGACUCUUCGCCCUCCGCUGGAUCCUGGGAAUGGCCGAGUCGGGUUUCUUCCCGCUCGUCAUCUACUACCUGACCACUUUCUACCGCCGUGGCGAGCUGGCUCGUAGGCUGGCCAUCUUCUACGCCGCCUCCAACAUUGCCAAUGCCUUUAGCGGUCUGUUGGCGUUUGGCGUCUUCCGGAUCAAGUCCGACCUCCUCCCGUGGCGUUACCUCUUCAUCAUCGAGGGUUCCGCCUCGGUCCUCUUCUCCGUCUUUGCGUACUGGUACCUGCCCCGUAGCGCGGCCGAGGCCAAGUUCCUGGACGAGGAGGAGAAGGCGCUCGCUUACCACCGGAUGCAGACGGACUCUUCGUCCGUCGUGUCGGAAAAGUUCAACCUACGCGACUCGAUGGCCAUCUUCAAGUACCCGUCGACGUACAUGUUCCUGCUCAUCGAGAUAUGCCUGGGCGUGCCGCUGCAGUCGGUCAACCUGUUCAUGCCGCAGAUCAUCACGCGCCUGGGCUACAGCACCGUCAAGACGAACCUGUACACGGUGGCGCCCAACGUGACCGGGGCGGCCAUGCUGCUGGUUCUGGCCUUUGCGUCCGACUUUUCGCGCCUGCGCUUCCCCUUCAUCAUGCUGGGCUUCGCCUUCACCUUCAUCGGCUUCAUCAUCUACGCGUCCAUCUCCGACGUCCAGGCCCAGCUCCAGCUCGCCUACUACGCCUGCUUCAUGAUGUGCUGGGGCACCUCGGCGCCCUCGGUCCUCCUGUCCACCUGGUACAACAACAACAUCGCCCACGAGGGCCGCCGAGUCGUCCUCACCUCGGUCGGCGUGCCCUUCGCCAACAUCAUGGGCCUUGUCUCCAGCAACAUCUUCCGCCAGAACGAGGCCCCCAAGUACGAGACCGCCCUCAUCACCACCGCCACCUUUGGCGCUUGCGGAUGCCUCAUCGCCGGCCUCCUCGGCUCCUUCAUGAUCUUUGACAACUACCGAAGGAACCGCCGCGAUGGACAGAAGAAGACGGCCAAAGACGUGCCCACCAGGCUGCUGCGCGAGGGGCCUUCCACGCCGGAAUUCCGAUGGUUUCUAUAG
This is a messenger RNA of Geosmithia morbida, 1497 nucleotides long. RefSeq names its product Major Facilitator Superfamily. The coding region runs from base 1 to 1497 and encodes 498 amino acids. Gene Ontology annotation, biological process: transmembrane transport. Gene Ontology annotation, molecular function: transmembrane transporter activity. The record is from RefSeq and is a predicted model, not a curated record. The transcript has 4 exons. Gene Ontology annotation, cellular component: membrane. NCBI's taxonomy places the organism in Eukaryota, Fungi, Ascomycota, Sordariomycetes, Hypocreales, Bionectriaceae.